UUCUUCCCUAGAGAUUAUCCAAAUAUUGGUAUCAUCUUCAGUGAUUCUAGUGCCACAGAACUGAGGGGGGAGUUGGUACCUCUAGGAUGUCAUGAGUCAGCAAGGAGAUAGUCGUUAGCCUCCUGAUAACACAAACUGACUCCCCAUUUUUUCUUGACCUUUAGAAUUCUGUGUGGGAGGCAGCUGAGAGAUAUCAGAUUGAUAAAGGUUCGAGAUAGGCAAAGCCCUGUGCAGCUAACACAGCGCUCAUUAUCAGUGAAUGACCUAUAGAGGGGCGGAAUGAAUUGGAGGAGACAGGAAGCUGAAAUGGAGGUGGGGAGGUGUACUCCUAGAUCCCUCUGACAGGUGCAAAGUUCAUUCUUAGGAACCCUAAUCCUCAUAAGAUAACCUUAUCAAUAGCCUCGCAGUCCUUUUCCUCCAAAGAGGACUUUAGUCCACACUAGUCACACAGUGCACUGGCACUGACUGGGGCAGGUACUGUGAGAGGAGCCAGUUAUCUGCUCACAUACAUCAUGGAGCCAACUGGGACCCAGCCUCGGAGGAGAGAGGGGCGGGGAGAGAAGCAAGCAAACAACUGCCCCCUCAAUGAAAGUGCCAAAGAAUGUGAAAUUCCUGACCUGGUGCAAUUGAUGAGGCAUAUGGAGGCUGUGAAGGCAGAGUUGCUGGAGCAAGCGCACCAGCAGCUGACUAAGCUGUUUGAUCGGGCCAUUUGGGAAGCUGUGCAGUCCUACCCAAGUCAAGGCUGCCGCCCAGGCUCAGCCUUCCAGGAAUCCCCAAAAAGAGCCCAGGAACCAAAUCUGGAAAGACGGAAAGUUUUCAUCCAUCGCAAGUCGUUACUCGACGAAUUGAUGGAAAUUAAGCAUUUGCGAACCAUUUAUCACAUUUUCAUUGCGGGACUAUGUGUCUUCGUCAUCAGCACCCUGGCCAUAGAUGUCAUUGAUGAAGGAAGGCUCGUGCUACAGUUUGACCUCCUGGCCUUCAGCUUCGGACAGCUGCCCCUGGCCCUGAUGACCUGGCUGCCCAUGUUCCUGUGCACAGUCCUAGCCCCAUACCAGGCUCUUUGGCUAUGGGCUAGACCCGGAGGCCGGGGGGCCUGGUAUGCAGGGGCGGGGCUGGGGGCAGGCCUUCUAGCCAUCCAACUGGCGGCGUUGGGUGUCCUCCCAAUCUACGUGGCCCUGCAGUACCAGCUGUCUCCUGGCUCCCGCUGUGUUCUAGUCUUUGAGCAGAUCCGGUUGGUGAUGAAAAGUUACUCCUUCUUGAGGGAAGCCACACCUGGAAUCUUCCAUGCCGAAGGAGGUAAGGGAGCCCGAGUUCCCAGUUUCUCCAGCUACCUCUACUUCCUCUUCUGCCCCACACUCAUAUACAGAGAGAGUUACCCCAGGACAACCCAUAUCAGGUGGAAUUAUGUGGCCAAGAAAUUUGCCCAGGUCCUGGCAUGCGUGUUCUAUGCCUGUUUCAUCCUUGGCCGUCUCUGUGUGCCCAUCUUUGACAACAUGAGCCGUGAGCCCUUCAGCACCCGAGCCCUGGUGCUCUCCGUCCUGCAUGCCACACUACCUGGUAUCUUCAUGCUGCUGCUCAUAUUCUUUGCCUUUCUCCAUUGCUGGCUCAAUGCCUUUGCUGAGAUGCUACAGUUUGCAGACCGAAUGUUCUACAGGGACUGGUGGAACUCAACCUCCUUUUCUAACUUCUUUCGUACCUGGAAUGUGGUGGUCCAUGACUGGCUCUACAGCUACAUCUACCAGGAUGGAAUUCAGCUUCUGGGUCUCAGGGCGAGAGGGCCAGCCAUGCUCAGUGCGUUCCUGAUCUCUGCUGUGGUCCACGAAUACAUCUUCUCCUUUGUUCUGGGAUUCUUCUACCCGGUUAUUCUGAUUCUCUUCCUUGUUGGAGUAAUGUUUCACUUCCUGAUGCGUGACCAGAACACUGAGUCCGUGUGGAAUGUCGUCAUGUGGACUAUGCUUUUCUUGGGCCAGGGAAUAAUGGUCAGCCUGUACUGUCAGGAGUGGUACAGCCGGAAGCAAUGCCCGUUCUACCCGAUGACCUUCUGGGGACUGGUUACCCCACGAUCCUGGUAUUGCCCCAUCUAGAGGUCAACAUGCUGCUACGUUUCUCCAGCCAGAGUCAAGUCCUGGGAUUUUACUUCUCAGAGUCUCAGCUUCACCUGCCCCAUCCCCUGGAACCAGGGCAGUCCAAUCCUGGAUAUCACUCCAGUGGCAAAAAAAAAAAAAAGAAAAAAACAGCUGGAGUACAUGAAACCUGCCAGUGGAUGCCAGAGGAAGAAACCAGGAGCCAUAGAGACAGCUGGACAGAAAGGAAAGUCCUCUCUCUUCCUCUACCCCAGGUUUCAGACACCAUUCUAGAGUUGAUGAAACUUGGGGGAACCUUGGAAGGACUUGAGAGCAUGAGGGAGCUUGAAUAAACUAGGGGGUGAUUGGAAUAUGGAGGAGUGGUGGUACUGUCUCCUGUUCCUCUUCCUGCCAACAAUAAACUUCCCUUUCUGAGUCCA
Messenger RNA from Phascolarctos cinereus (koala), 2503 nucleotides. The record is from RefSeq and is a predicted model, not a curated record. NCBI's taxonomy places the organism in Eukaryota, Metazoa, Chordata, Mammalia, Diprotodontia, Phascolarctidae.